Messenger RNA from Larimichthys crocea (large yellow croaker), 2248 nucleotides. RefSeq names its product HGF activator (gene hgfac). Gene Ontology annotation, molecular function: calcium ion binding; serine-type endopeptidase activity. Bases 319 to 2100 code for a protein of 593 amino acids. The transcript has 14 exons. Gene Ontology annotation, biological process: zymogen activation; blood coagulation. Lineage: Eukaryota; Metazoa; Chordata; Actinopteri; Sciaenidae. The record is from RefSeq and is a predicted model, not a curated record. Gene Ontology annotation, cellular component: extracellular region.
CUCUGCCUCUGGAAACUUUCCCCCUCUCUCUCCGCAGAUAACUUGCAAUGACAAACCGUCUGCAGAAAAAAAAAGAAAAGGUGUCGAGCCGCGAUAUAGGAUGCCUCAGAGAUAGACAAGCCUAAUGACGCAACUGGUUUACUCAAUACAGCUUGAAAUAGUGAGGGACAGGAUAAUACUUGCAGGGUUUCCCACGUUUCAUAUGACCAAAAGCAGGCUGAGGACUCAGGAACUGACAGAUAUAACGUGACAGACCCUCUUCCUACUUGUGGAUAUAAGCUCCUCCGGACACCAGGGACCAACAACAAACUUUCCACGAUGGCAUAUAUUCUGUUACUUUUUCUACCUUGUGUCUUCAGUGCACGGGCGCGCACAUUCGUCCCUGGGUAUGAAACAGUCACUUCCAAUGAGGCAUUCAAGGAGAGCCGGAAAGUUCUUACUACGACAGGGAAAGAAUGUAAAUUCCCGUUUCGUCAGGGUGGAAGGAUUCAUCAUCACUGCAUCACCUUCUUAUCCUCAAGACCGUGGUGUUCCCUCACACAUAAUUUUGAUCGGGACCGGAAGUUUGGCUUCUGUGCAGCGGAGAAAACCCGGCAAGGGGUUUUUUCAACAUUCAACAUUUGCCGGCCCAAUCCAUGUCUUAACAGAGGCGUCUGCACGGCGGUCCCUCAAAAGCACUCGUUUGAGUGCUCUUGUCCUGAGAACUUCACUGGGAGACUCUGUGAGCACAAAAAGUGCUAUGAAACCAUACACCUGCGCUAUUAUGACACGGGAGAGUCUUGGGGACGGAUUCACCUCCGCAAUGUGGAACAGUGCACAUGUAUGGCAGGGGAAAUCAAGUGUGAAAGAGCCCGCUACACAAAGUGCCAUUCAAACCCUUGUCAGAAUGACGGAGCGUGUCGACUGAUCAUAGCCACCGGGAAGGAAGUGUGUAGCUGCCAACGUGGCUACAGUGGACGUUACUGUAGCAUUGAGCCGGAGACAGAGUGCUAUAACAGCAGGGGCACGGGUUACAGAGGGGUCGUGGGGACAACGGUGUCCGGCGCCCGGUGUCUGCCGUGGAACUCAGACCUGCUGUACGACGAGCUUCAUGUGGGCACGGUGGUUGCUUCGCCCCUCAGGGGCCUUGGGGAACAUGCCUACUGCAGAAACCCAGAUGGGGACAAGAUGCCGUGGUGCUACACGCUAAAUGACAGCGCCAUCUCCUGGGAGUACUGUGACGUCCCGCCCUGUGUGAUGCCUGUGUCUUCUUCGAGGCUAUUCAACAUCCAGCCCAGCAAUAAAAAACCCAAACCCACCAAACCAGGCAAGAAGCAUGUGUGUGGGAAAAAGCACAAGAAGAGGUUAUCAUUUGCCAGGGGGCGGAUAAUGAGUGGGACCUCAGCUCUGCCAGGCACUCACCCUUGGAUGGCGGCCAUUUACAUCGGGAAGUCCGACUUUUGUGCCGGCACCCUGGUCUCCUCUUGCUGGAUCGUCUCUGCGGCUCACUGCUUCUUUCGCAACCCACUGAAGUCUCAGAUUCGCGUGGUGCUCGGCCAGCAGAGAUUCAACAUCACCGAUCCCAACACCAGGACGUUUGGAGUGGAAGAGUACAUCUUUUCAAACCAGUUCUCAGUGUUUAAUCCAACACUGCAUGACAUUGUUCUGGUCAAACUGAAGAAGCAGGACGGGCGGUGCGUGAGGAGAACCCCGUUCAUCAGACCCAUCUGUCUUCCAGAGAAAAGCAUGACGUUUCCUGACCACUACUGCUGUACGAUUAGCGGCUGGGGACACGUGCAUGAGAAGGCGGAGGGUUACUCAAGUCUGCAGGAAGCCGGAGUGAGACUGUUUCCUCAGGAAACGUGUAGAAAGCCGGAGGUCUAUGGAAACCACGUCACUGCUGACAUGAUCUGCGCGGGGCUCAAUGGUUGCGUCGACGCUUGCCAGGGCGACUCUGGGGGUCCUCUGGCUUGUGCGAGGAAUGAUGUCAGCUUCCUGUAUGGGAUCAUCAGCUGGGGAGAGGGCUGCGGUCGCACUGGAAAACCCGGUGUUUACACCAGAGUGGUGAACUAUGUGGACUGGAUCAAUUCAGUGAUCAGACGCAAACCCAAGGCUUCAUGAUCGGGCCUCACCAGGACAUUAGCUUUUAAAAUAUGAGAUAUUGUACUAUAUUGUAUUCUUGUUUUUUUUAUGUAAUGCUUGUGAAAGUCUAUAGAUUAUAUUUUUUAACUGUGAAACAUUUUCUGACUAAAUAAACCUUUACUGACUU